This is a messenger RNA of Danio aesculapii, 1789 nucleotides long. It is a transcript of the gene pou2f2b, whose product is annotated as POU class 2 homeobox 2a. Gene Ontology annotation, cellular component: nucleus. The record is from RefSeq and is a predicted model, not a curated record. Lineage: Eukaryota; Metazoa; Chordata; Actinopteri; Cypriniformes; Danionidae. Gene Ontology annotation, biological process: regulation of transcription by RNA polymerase II. Bases 1 to 1698 code for a protein of 565 amino acids. Gene Ontology annotation, molecular function: RNA polymerase II cis-regulatory region sequence-specific DNA binding; DNA-binding transcription factor activity, RNA polymerase II-specific. The transcript has 16 exons.
AUGACAAAGACCGGGCCCGUUGCAUCCAUGGAUUACUCCCAUAUGUGGUUUCCAGACAUCAGAAUGUCAAAGCCAGUAGAAGUUGAGAAUCCAGCCGCAGAUUCUCCAAUGGAGAGCACAGACUCAGAAAGAAAUGGCUCAGAUUCAAGUAAUCAGGCUCAGCCAAUGAAAAUCAACCCUUUCUCCAUUUCACCCACAUUGAGCAGCAGCAUCAAGGCAAAGGUGGAGGAUUGUGGUGAAAUGUCUCCCACGACUGCAACACCCACUCAGACGGCUCUUACCCACACACAGCUGAUGCUGACAGGAGGACAGCUCGCAGGAUUGACUGCGCUUUUGCCUGCACAGCAGCAGCUGCUCUUACAGCAGGCGCAGCUCCUCGCCGCAGCUGUGCAGCAGUCACAUGUGGCCCACGCUGCCAAUCAACAACAGGCCCAACAGCAGGCCCAGCAGCAGGCCAAUCAGCAGGCAGCUCAGCCGCAAUCACAGGGCCAAUCGCAGAGCACACAAGAACAAGCCGCUACCGCCCCCGUCCCUGCUCCUCCUCACCAGCUCCCUCUUUCUCAGCCAAUCCAGCUCACUGCCCAGGACAUUCAGCAGUUACUGCAGCUGCAGCAGUUAGUCCUCGUUCCAGGACACACUCUGCCUUCACCCGCACAGUUUCUCUUACCACAAACACAGCAAGGCCAGCAAGGGCUGCUAUCGACACCAAAUCUAAUUCCUCUACCUCAGCAAAACCAAGGAAGCCUGCUGGCCGCUCCACCCAGACUUAGUCUUCAAGCACAGAGAGAGAAGAUUGCAGAGAGCAGCCUCAACACAGUGACCACAGUCACCUCUCACCCUGAGGAGCCCAGUGACCUGGAGGAGCUGGAGCAGUUUGCCCGCACAUUCAAGCAGAGGAGAAUCAAACUGGGCUUCACACAGGGUGAUGUGGGACUGGCCAUGGGGAAGCUGUAUGGGAAUGAUUUCAGUCAGACCACUAUCUCUCGAUUUGAGGCGCUGAAUCUCAGCUUCAAGAACAUGUGCAAACUCAAACCUCUGUUGGAGAAGUGGCUCACUGAUGCGGAAACAAUGUCGAUGGACAGUACCCUGCCGAGUCCCAGUUCUCUCUCCUCUCCCUCGCUGGGGUUCGAGGGUCUGCCUGGUCGCCGCAGGAAGAAACGCACCAGCAUUGAGACCAAUGUCCGCGUCGCUCUGGAACACAGCUUUUUAGCGAACCAGAAGCCUACCUCAGAGGAGAUCCUGCUCAUUUCAGAGAAGCUCAACAUGGAGAAGGAGGUGAUCCGCGUGUGGUUCUGCAACCGCCGACAGAAAGAGAAACGUAUUAAUCCCUCCAGUGCCACCCCUCCCUUGCCCAGCCAACCCCAGCCCACCUCGCACAAACCCCCCUGCUACAGCCCGCACAUGAUGUCCAGUCAGGGUCCACGACAGACAGUGAGCGGCCUCAGUACAGCAGUGACUACCAUGUCAUCAGUUUGCCCAAUGACCCCAAGCGGGCCCUCCUUAAGCUCCACCCCAUCUCCUGUAACCCCGCCUCCCCGUGGUGAUUCCAGUCCCGCCCCUCCAACUCACAGUACACUAAAUCUGAGCACAGGUUCAUGGCAUAAAAAGAAUGGUGACGUUUCAAACUACAUCACUGACUUUGCUGCAAGUUUGAGCUCUAGCAGCCAGUGGUGGCCAGCUCCCCAUUUCCAGUCUUGAGGGCAGCAGCAAGGUGUUAAUUGGUGGUUCUGGGGCCCAAGGAGCUGGUCUCCCUUCUUCUCUCUUCCUCAACCACUCCUCUUUGUUGCCC